UCUAUCUUGAACAUAACUCCUCCCGCAACGCCAGCUUGCCAUUCACAAUGUCAACAGAUAAGAUCAAAGUAGCUGUCAGGGUGCGACCCUUUAACCGCCGUGAAUUGGAACUUGGAACAAAAUGCAUUGUAGAGAUGGACAAACACCAGACCAUACUUCACAAUCCUCCGGCGAUAGAUAAAAUUGAAAGCCGGAAACCACCAAAGACAUUUGCCUUUGAUCACUGUUUUUACUCAUUAAAUCCCGAGGACGAGAAAUAUGCAUCACAAGAAACCGUAUUUGAUUGCCUAGGUCGGGAUAUUCUGGAUAAUGCAUUUCAAGGCUAUAACGCUUGUAUAUUCGCUUACGGACAGACAGGGUCUGGUAAAUCAUACACAAUGAUGGGCUCACAAGAAUCCAAGGGCAUCAUCCCGCGCUUGUGUGACAAUUUGUUCUCAGCCAUUGCUAGUAAAACUACUCAAGAUCUAAUGUACAAGGUGGAAGUCUCCUAUAUGGAAAUUUACAAUGAAAAGGUACACGACCUUUUGGAUCCGAAACCAAACAAGCAAUCAUUGAAAGUUCGGGAACACAAUGUCAUGGGACCGUACGUUGAUGGUCUGUCACAACUAGCCGUUGCGUCCUAUAUGGACAUCGAUAAUCUGAUGACCGAGGGUAAUAAAUCACGAACGGUGGCUGCGACGAACAUGAAUGCAGAAUCCUCCAGAUCCCAUGCUGUUUUCUCGGUGGUUUUAACACAGAUACUGACUGAUCAGGCAUCUGGCGUGACUGGCGAAAAGGUAUCCCGUAUGUCCCUGGUCGAUUUAGCCGGCUCGGAAAGAGCGGUCAAAACUGGUGCUGUGGGAGAUCGACUCAAGGAGGGCUCAAAUAUAAACAAAUCGCUGACUACACUCGGUUUGGUCAUUUCUAAACUUGCCGAUCAGUCCAAUGGGAAAAAAGGAGCAAAUGAUAAAUUUGUUCCCUAUAGGGACUCAGUACUGACAUGGCUUUUAAAGGACAAUUUGGGCGGCAAUUCAAAAACAGUUAUGGUUGCUACCAUUUCUCCGUCUGCGGACAAUUUCGAAGAAACUCUUUCUACGCUACGGUAUGCGGACCGUGCUAAGCGCAUUGUCAAUCACGCAGUUGUCAAUGAAGAUCCGAAUGCACGUAUUAUUCGCGAAUUGCGCCAUGAGGUUGAAACACUGCGGAACAUGCUUAAGCAUGCUACAGGAUCGCCCGUGGGCGAUAUUAAUGACAAAUUGGCUGAAAGCGAGAAUUUGAUGAAACAGAUCUCGCAAACUUGGGAAGAGAAACUUGUGACAACAGAGCGCAUACAAAACGAACGUCAACAAGCAUUGGAGAAAAUGGGUAUAAGUGUUCAGGCCAGUGGUAUAAUGGUUGAGAAGAAUAAAUAUUAUUUGGUCAAUUUAAAUGCGGAUCCGUCCCUCAAUGAGUUGUUAGUUUACUACCUUAAAGAAAGAACUUUGAUUGGUGGACAUACCAUGAGUGGUCCCCAGCCCGACAUUCAACUCUCCGGCUUGGGUAUUCAGCCAGAGCACUGUGUCAUCACCAUUGUUGAUGGUGGUUUGUUUUUGGAGCCAUUCCCGGGCGCACGUUGCUUUGUGAAUGGCACAGCUGUCAUAGAUAAGGUGCCGCUGCAUAAUGGCGAUCGGAUUUUGUGGGGCAAUCACCACUUUUUCCGUGUCAACUGUCCCAAAUCAGCGAGUGCCAACAUGAACUCGGAGCCUCAAACACCAGCUCAACUUAUUGACUAUAAUUUUGCACGUGACGAAAUCAUGCAAAAUGAACUAAGCAACGACCCCAUUCAGACUGCAAUAGCAAGACUGGAGAAACAGCACGAAGAGGAUAAACAAGUUGCUUUAGAAAAACAAAGACAGGAAUACGAGCGGCAAUUCCAACAACUGCGCAACAUCCUUUCGCCCAGCACACCAUACGCUCCAUAUACACCGUAUGACCCACUGCGCUUGGGCAAGAUUACCCCAAACACCCCCACUUCGCAGAUGCGAGUGGAGAAAUGGGCACAGGAGCGUGACGAGAUGUUUAAACGAUCACUGGGCCAAUUAAAGAAUGACAUAAUGAGAGCAAAUGCAUUAGUUCAAGAAGCCAAUUUCCUUGCCGAAGAAAUGGAGAAGAAAACUAAGUUUUCUGUCACACUUCAAAUACCGCCAGCAAAUCUUAGCCCCAACCGUAGGCGUGGCGCUUUUGUCAGCGAACCUGCAAUAUUAGUGAAACGGACAAAUUCUGGGAGUCAGAUCUGGAGUAUGGAAAAACUGGAAAAUAAAUUAAUUGAUAUGCGAGAAAUGUACCAGGAACACAAGGAGCGGAUUCUCAACGGAUUGGAAAACGAAAACUCCAAGUCGUUGGAUCCAUUCUACGAGUCGCAGGAAAACCACAAUUUGAUCGGAGUUGCCAACAUCUUCCUCGAGGUUCUAUUCCACGAUGUUAAGUUGGACUACCACACUCCCAUCAUCAGUCAACAAGGCGAAGUUGCUGGCCGACUUCAAGUCGAAAUACAACGUAUUGCUGGGCAAAUGCCACAAGACCGAAUGUGUGAAUCCGUUUCGGAAUCAUCGUCUGAUUCGCGUGAUGACUACGACGAUGCUCCUGAUCCAAUGGCAAAUCAGAUAACAUGCCGGGUGACUAUUAAAUGUGCCUCUGGUUUGCCUCUGUCGUUGUCGAAUUUUGUGUUCUGUCAGUACACGUUCUGGGGACAUCAAGAAACAGUGGUACCGGUAAUUAACGCUGAGACCACACCCCGAGAUCAAAAUAUGGUCUUUAAGUUUGAUCAUACCAAAGACUUCACGGUACCAAUAAAUGAAGAAUUUCUGGAGCACUGUAUAGAGGGGGCUUUAUCCAUCGAAGUGUGGGGACAUAGAAGUGCCGGAUUUUCAAAGUCGAAGGGGUGGGAAGUUGAGCAGCAGCAAGCCAAAGCCCGGUCAUUAGUCGAUCGCUGGGCAGAAUUAUCACGGAAAAUUGAAUUGUGGGUUGAAAUUCACGAAUUGAACGAUAACGGAGAAUACGGGCCAGUUGAAGUUAGUAACCGGACUGAAGUCCUCACUGGCGGCAUUUACCAAUUGCGUCAAGGGCAGCAACGACGCGUCCAUGUCCGUGUAAAGCCUGUUCAGAAUUCCGGAACAUUGCCUAUUAUAUGUCAAUCCAUUGUGAACAUAUCGAUCGGAAGUGUAAGUGUACGCUCGCGUUUGCAGCGUCCACUGGAUUCGUACCAAGAGGAAGAUUUGACUAUUCUGCGAGAGAAAUGGAGUGAAGCCCUGGGUCGUAGGCGUCAAUAUUUAGAUCAACAAAUUCAAAAGCUUAUUAAAAAAGAGGACAAGACAGAAGAGGAACGAGAGCGUGAGUUAAGUCUAGUUCACCAAUGGGUAUCGCUGACAGAGGAGCGUAAUGCAGUAUUAGUUCCUGCACCGGGCUCGGGGAUACCUGGCGCACCAGCUUCGUGGGAUCCACCUUCAGGAAUGGAGCCACAUGUCCCCGUUUUAUUCCUCAAUCUAAACGCUGACGAUCUCUCGGCUCAAAACACAAACGACGAUUUCUCCAUUGCGGGCAUAAACUCCAUACUAUCCAAGGAACAUGGACAUAAGUUCUACACUCUGCAAAUUCUACAGCACCUAGACAAAGAUGUGUGUGCCAUUGCUAGUUGGGAUUCCUCUAUGCAUGACAGUCCUGCUCUCAAUCGUGUUACUGAGGCCAACGAGCGAGUCUACUUGAUCUUACGAACAACAGUGCGCCUUUCUCAUCCCGCUCCCAUGGACUUGGUGCUGAGAAAGCGCCUUUGCAUCAACAUUAAAAAAGGACCAAGCAUUACGGACCGCCUAAAAAAAUUCCGUCUAGUACGAAUCGACACUGCAAUUCCCAGUACGGGCGUAACAUACGAAGUAGUUUCCAAUAUACCAAAGGCCUCCGAAGAGUUGGAAGAUCGGGAAUCACUAGCCCAACUGGCGGCAAGUGGAGAUGAUUGCUCCGCUAGUGAUGGCGAAACAUAUAUAGAAAAGUACACGCGAGGCGUCUCAGCAGUUGAGAGUAUUCUAACCCUGGACCGUUUAAGACAAAACGUGGCGGUCAAAGAAUUGGAAACGGCCCAUGGUCAACCAUUGUCCAUUCGCAAGACUGUCAGCGUACCUAACUUUUCGCAGAUCAUGGGCUUUGACGCAUCUAUGGAAUCACUCUUGAAUGUGGGACGAUCCGAAUCAUUCGUGGAUUUGAAUCAGUCACUAGGCUCUAAAUUUAUUCCACAAGUGCAAACCACUCCUGUUGGUAUGCGGGACUUCAAUGCUCGAUCCCGUCACAGUUUCGGCGGUAAAGGUAGCAACGAUGACUCCCCGGGCAAACCCUUUGGAAUUGCACGUCCAACGUUCUUAAAUUUGAAUUUGAAUUCAAAUUCACUAAGAACACAGCCAACAAAACCAUCACCAGCCACAAGCAAGUUGAUGGGCAUGCGUAUGACCACAUUGCAUGAAGAACCUUUGGGUGGCAAUCGCUCACUAGCUGAAGAACCCGAAGACAGCAUGAGUGACUCGGAAUACAAUCACGAUUAUGAUGUGGAUAAACAGCACCGACUAAACAGCAGCUAUCAGACACCUCGAUCUAGACUUACCACGUCGAAAACUAUGGAUUCAUUUAUGGAUGUCAGUUCCCAUUCAAACCACAGCUAUUUGAGCUAUACGUCAAAUGUGAAUACAAAUUUAAAGCAUCUGACUGGAUUAGCAACCCCAAGCAUGAGCUCUUCCACGUCCAGUGGCUAUGGUUCACAAGCUGUCUCGUGUACUAACCUAACUAACGACGAUAUUGCGUCAAUGCGUUCCAUGAGUAUCGACGAUACCCCAGAUUUUGAUCGUAUCAAUUCAAAUUCUCCGCCAAACCGUGCGGCAACACAUCGUGUAAAUCCAUUCCUCAAGGACAUGCCAAAUAGUAGCCAGACGGUUGAAACUGUUUUCGCAAACAACCGAUUGCCGGAACAACAACCCAAAUCACAAAUAAUCACUAAUGACUCUACAACAAAUCACAUGCCAAAAGUAGACGCAGUGACCGAUGUCAGUAACGUUCACGCGAAGUUAACACAACAAGGUAUCAUGGACACAAUUCAACCCACUACUCGGUAUAAUACAUCGAAUGACGAGUUGAAUGAACCAGGACAGGAACAAGACAGUACUGUUGGUAAAAAUGAAACCAUACACAAGAAUGCUGUGGACAACGACAGAACUGUUAGUAUCCCAAACAAUAACAACAAUUCGCCAUUCAAUGCCACAGACAAUCAAAAUGGAAACGAAAUCGUAGAAGGUACAGGUGUUGUGAAAACUGUACUGCCGGCCGGGAAAGUUGUACGGAGAAAAAAGACACCUCCUCAGGGUGGUAGCAAUGGUAAUGAGACAACUUUAAAUAACAAUCGCACAAAUGUCAUGCAAAGAAUGUCCAUAGCAAAAAUGGAAGGAUUGACCACAGCUACAUCUAAUGAUCAUCUCAACGUCUCUUCAAUGAGUGCCAGUAUGGAAAUCGAAGACGAAUCGAAACAUGUUGAUAUAACAUUACCUGAUUGGGUGACAGUUGGAGAAUCUGUCUUGAUUAGGCCCUACAACACAAGUGGUGUAAUAUCCUAUGUUGGCACUACACAUUUUCAAGCCGGCACUUGGAUUGGCGUGGAACUUGACACACCCACAGGGAAGAACGACGGCACCGUGCAGGGGAUUCAAUAUUUCCAAUGCAAACCAAAGCAUGGAAUAUUCGUCAGAUUUGACAAAUUAAUUCUGGACAAACGUGGCAAGGCAAUGAGAGCCUUCAAGGCAGAAAAAACGACCAAAGAGAUGGGCAACUAUCGCAAGUGCAAGGCAAAAUUAUACAACACCAACAACACCCAAUGGAUUUUCCGUGCCAAAUCAAAAGCACCAACUCCCACAUAUGCGCCGAACAACAUCUGUUGUAACAGAAUCGAUGUCUCCUAUUUCCACUUCUAA
Molecule: messenger RNA, 5960 nt
Organism: Musca vetustissima
Lineage: Eukaryota; Metazoa; Arthropoda; Insecta; Diptera; Muscidae
Gene: Khc-73
Product: kinesin-like protein KIF13B
Exons: 17
Coding region: 48-5960 (1970 amino acids)
Biological process (GO): microtubule-based movement; cytoskeleton-dependent intracellular transport
Cellular component (GO): microtubule; kinesin complex
Molecular function (GO): microtubule binding; ATP binding; microtubule motor activity
Source: RefSeq, a predicted model, not a curated record